Messenger RNA from Aegilops tauschii subsp. strangulata, 2530 nucleotides. RefSeq names its product O-fucosyltransferase 8. Lineage: Eukaryota; Viridiplantae; Streptophyta; Magnoliopsida; Poales; Poaceae. The record is from RefSeq and is a predicted model, not a curated record.
CGCGUCUACGAAACACCUCCCCAUCCCGAUACGCGAUCUCCGUCCCACCACGCCGCCACCUGGCCGCGAUCACCACGCCGCUACAUAGGACGACGAUCGAGAUGCCGGCGGGUCGUCCUCUCCUCACGUUACGUCGAUCCCCUCCACCGGUUUUUUAAUCCCGCCCCCAUUUCUUUAUCCGGAUCGGGGAUCAUCGCCCUAUCAUUCUUCACCUGCCCCGGUGAUUGCACCGAUCGGGAGGGACACGACGAAUGGAAGCCGCGGCAGCAGCGCCUCGUUUGACCUACCGCUCUAUACUACUCUGAGCCCGUACGGGGGAUCGCUGGAUGCCCACGUUGCCCGUCCGUCCGUCCGUCCGUCCGUCCAUGGAGCGCAGGUCAAAAGAAAAGAAUAGUUCAACAGCCAGAUGGGGCCGUAGUUGCCGUGUUGCUGGGCUUGGAGGCACCUCCCCGUCUACGACAGGCCACCAAUGGAGACGCGCCCGGAGCGUAAUGGCGGUGCGUUCUUGAUCGACCGCGCGGCGGAGAUGGACGGCCCUUACGUCGCCGUCGUCGGCCAGGCGGGCGGCGGCGAGGGCGGCAGGGUCGGCGCCACCAACAUCGGGAGGCUGCGGCAGGGGAAGGCGGCCAGGGGCGGCGCCAACGUCACCUCCUGGCACCUCAGGGUGUUCGCCGUGGUGGUCGGGGUCAUGGGCUGCCUCCUGCUCGCCGCCUCCCUCGUCAUGUCCGCGCUUCACCAGGUGCAGUUCCGGAACGGCGCCAUCUCCGUCAACUUCAGGGGCCUCCAGGAGCUCAAGCAGAAUUUCGUCAGGAAGGAGCAGUCGGAGCAGAUAAUGCAUGAAAGACUUUUACAGAUGGCAACUUUGGCCACCUCCAAGAACGAGUCGGAUAGUGGAAAUUUCGCAUUAUGGGAGGAACCCUACAAACAGGCGCGCAAAUGGACGCCCUGCGCCGCCAAAUACACUUUGGAAGAAGAGCCUAGCGAGGACAACAAUGGCUUCAUUCUGGUCAGCGCAAACGGCGGCCUGAACCAGCAGCGUGUCGCCGUGUGCAAUGCUGUUGUCGUUGCAGCUCUGCUUAAUGCCACGCUUGUUCUCCCCCGGUUUCUUCACAGCAGCGUGUGGAAGGACAAAAGUCAGUUCGGUGACAUCUACCAGGAAGACUACUUCGUGAACUACAUGAAAGGCGAUGUGCUCAUCGUGAAAGAUUUACCGUCCCAUCUUCAGUCGCUGGAUCUCGAGGCAAUCGGUAGCCAAAUCACCGAUAACGACAUCUCCAAAGAGGCUGAACCAUCUGAAUUCAUCAGAACUGCGCUUCCCGUUCUUCAGAAAAAUGGUGUUGUUCAUUUCCUCGGGUUCGGCAACCGGCUCGGCUUCGACUCGGUGCCUGCCGAUCUGCAGAGGCUGCGAUGCAGAUGCAACUUCCACGCUCUCAAGUUCGCCCCGGAGAUCCAGAAGCUGGGCUCGCUGCUGGUCCAGCGGCUGCGGGGGGUGAGCGCGAUGCAGACGGAGAUGGACACGCAGCUCUUCGGAAGCAACAUGCUGGACCGGCCGUUCGGGGAUAAGAGCACCGACGACGCCGGCGGGCCGAGCAGGUACCUCGCCCUGCACUUGAGGUUCGAGGAGGACAUGGUCGCCUACUCCCUCUGCGAGUUCGGCGGCGGCGACGAGGAGAGGAGGGAGCUGCAGGCCUUCAGGGAGACCCACUUCCCGGCCCUUGUGGCGCGCCUCCGGAACACCACGGUGUCGCCGGAGGAGCUGCGGAGCCAGGGGAGGUGCCCGCUGACGCCUGAGGAGGCUGGGCUCAUCCUCGCCGCGCUCGGCUACGUCCGCGGGACGUUCAUCUACGUGGCCGGGUCGCAGAUAUACGGCGGCGCGACACGGCUGCGCCCUCUCACGCGGCUGUACCCGAACCUGGUCACCAAGGAGGACAUCCUCUCCUCCGACGAGCUCGCUCCGCUCAAGAACUUCUCCUCCCGGCUCGCGGCACUGGACUUCAUCGCGUGCGCCUCGUCGGACGUGUUCGCGGUGACGGACUCCGGCAGCCAGCUGUCGUCGCUCGUGUCGGGGCACCGCGUGUACCACGGCAGGGGCCGCGCGCCGACGCUGCACCCCAACCGGAAGCGGUACGCGCAGAUCCUCUCCGAGGAGGCCGGCAUCGAGUGGGCCGGGUUCCAGAAGAGGGUGAGGACCAUGGUGGACGAGUACAAGCGGGUCCGCGCCCGGCCCAGGGGCCGGACCGUCUACCGGCAGCCCAGGACGCCCGGGUGCAUGUGCAGGGCCGACGACGACGGCAGCGUCGACUUCUGAAUUUUCUGUUCGGCUGACACGAUGGCCAUUCUUCUUUUUUGCAGCUAAUUGUUCCGUUCUUUUGUGCAUAACUUAACUUGUAACAUGGCAGGUUCAGUUGAAAGGUAUAGAGUACAUACAGUUUGAUAGAUUGUAACAGAGGAGUUUUGCUGGGGAGAGUUGUACAGAAAGUGACAUCAUGCUUAAUUACGUCUUACGAAUAUUAUUUCCUUUGGAAUGGUA